Molecule: messenger RNA, 1871 nt
Organism: Pseudogymnoascus destructans
Lineage: Eukaryota; Fungi; Ascomycota; Leotiomycetes; Thelebolales; Thelebolaceae
Gene: DNAJ1
Product: DNAj domain protein
Exons: 2
Coding region: 1083-1871 (262 amino acids)
Source: RefSeq, a predicted model, not a curated record
UCGAACUUCAUGAACUCUCCCCAUAAACUCGGGGAGUUUCACACGGAAUACCCAGAUUUACCAGGUCCACCUCGAGAACUACUCGGAUGGGUUACGGCAUGGGAGACGGGCGAGGAACAAAACUACGAUCACGGGAGGGAAGACAAAGCAGAAGAAACAGAGUCGUUGCUAUCUACGACUCUAAACUAAAUACCCUCCGAGCCGGAGCGACCGCGGGAGCGACAGCAGUGGGCAGUUUGCCCACCAACUUCUCCAGGAGAGCCGGGACGCUCUCCUGUUCCGUCCGCAGACGGCGCAGCGACACAAUUUGCUGCCCAGAGUCAGCACCGAAACAACACAAGACAAACAAGGGGAAGGGGUCGGCAAGCCCCGACUCGAGGACUAAUCGUCGGGACCGCCUGUUCGCUUCGCUCACACUUGGAGGAAGCGAGAGUGCCCUCUCAAGACAAAAUAAGUAGGUAUCUUCACAUAGAAAAUUAUAUAGAAAGGUACUUUUAGUGUGCGUUGAAGCUUUCUUUGCAAAGUAGAGACCGAUUUUACGUCCUCGAAUGAUCUGAUAAUAAUGAGCAAAGAAUCAAGAACAGCAGCAGAAGCAAAGAGGGUGGGCGACUAUUAAAUAUGCGAAUGCUCAUUCUCAUCCAGACUAUUCUCAAGUAACUAUCCUCGGCGUGACAACAAGCUAAUUUAGCUACAUUUAGUUCCUGUCACCGGCGAGGAAGGCACUAGCCUCUCACCACGAAACUCAUAAGCUUUCCCAAGCACUAACAACAGCGCCAUACCUCUUAGCAUCAAGCUAACGAUCGACCUUUCCAAAAACCAUGGCUGCAAUUUUAGUAUUCGAUAAAUCUCAUGAGACUUUAUGAGAAACUAGCGCCUUCCUCGCCGUCCAAAACCGCGUGUUCUAAUCACGAAGAUAGUCGUCCAGUCCCCAAGCCACAGGCGCGCGUCCGCGCUUGCGGUAUGACGUCGCUAAACACCGUUUUAGCUUCCCAGCGCGCCCAACCGCAUCCCCAACCCACCCCAAUCCAUCACCACGCAUCGCCCAUCGCGAAGACAAGCCAUACCCGCCUUCGUGAUGAGGAAUGCCAUACCGCUCGCUUCCCCCCCUCAUCCCUUCUUGUCGGCGCUUUCUUCACCAUUCUGCGGUUUUGCACGCGACACAUUAUGAGACGCUCCGGAUUCAGACGACGGCGAGUGCGAAGGAGAUAAAAACCGCAUUCUACCACCUCUCCAAACUCUCCCACCCCGACCGCAAUCCCACCGACCCCACAGCCUCAACCCGCUUUGUCCACAUCUCCGAAGCCUACGCCACUCUCCGCUCCCCCGAAAAGCGGCAACGCUACGACCGCGACCUUGGUCUACACCAUCAUCAUCCGCAUCCCUCCCACGCCAUCCACCCCGCUGCGGCGCCAGCACAAUCGCACUACGGCCCCGCGGGCGGCCGCGCACCGAGCGGGCUGAGUAGGCGCCGCGCGACGUUCAGAGGGGCACCAGCGAGUUUUUAUAGAAGCGGGGGGUGGGGCGAACAUAGCGCUAAACGGCGGGCUGCGCAGGAAAACAGCUCGGGGACGACGGGGGGAGAGGCGAGACCGAAGACGGAGGGGGGGAUGGGGUGGGGACAGAGUGCGUGGGUUGCUGCUGAGGAGGCGAGGCAUUUUGAUCGAGGGAGUCAUUUGAGGACUUUUAGGAAUCAUGAGAGGAGGAUGAAGGGGCGGGCUGCUGCUGCGGCAGGAAAGGGGGAGGAAGGGCGGGGGAGGGGCAUGUUGAGGGAUUUUUUGAUUGUGUCUGGGUUGGUUUUUGUAGGGAUUGCGGCGCCGUGGUGGGUGCCUGGGUUGUGGGGGAGGGGGGAUAAGAGGAAGGAGGGGGUGUAG